This is a messenger RNA of Pichia kudriavzevii, 1857 nucleotides long. RefSeq lists its product as uncharacterized. NCBI's taxonomy places the organism in Eukaryota, Fungi, Ascomycota, Pichiomycetes, Pichiales, Pichiaceae. Gene Ontology annotation, cellular component: nucleus. The record is from RefSeq and is a predicted model, not a curated record. The coding region runs from base 1 to 1857 and encodes 618 amino acids. The transcript has a single exon.
AUGGACACACAACUAGGAAACCACCCUUCCGCCAUGGCAGUACACCACCAGCAGCACACCCAGAACUCGUCUGAACCAAUCAACAUAUCCUUUUCAAGGAACAACUCAAUAUACCACAACAACCCAAAGUUGAGGAGAGAAAGUAUAGCCCAAUCCCAGGGAAUAGGAGGAGUGUCAUGGGGAUCGGUUGGCAUUGGCUCGUGGCUCAAGGACGAGGUGUUUAUGCUUCAGCACCAGCAUCAGUAUCAAAACCCGAACUUAAAUUUGAAUCAAAGUCAAACUCAGAAUCAAAGCCAAACCCAAACCCAAAAUCACAACUACCAGCAACAUCAAAAUCAACAUCUCGCUCAUAAUAACAGCAGCAACAACCUCAUCAACAUCAAUAGUGCGGCCCCACAUUCCAGCAAUCAUCAAUUCAGACAUGGCUCUAUCAACCUCUAUAAUGGGAAUUUUAACAACAGUAAUGCCAUGGAUUUAAGAAAUGAUAGUAUCAUGAUGGUUUCGGAUUCGAUACCUAAUUCUUCGUAUUUGGCAGAUUUGGAAGCAAAUUACUGCAAAGACUAUUCUUGUUGUGGUCAACUUCUACCCACUUUGCAUGAUUUAUUGAAACAUUAUGAGGAAAUGCACAUUGGAAACGAUUUUUCCAGCAAUAAUUUCCAACAAGAUGGGAAUUUCCAAUCGAAUGACUUGAAUAAUGGAUUGCAACCUCAGCUGAAUUUAAAUACAGGAACUAAUGGCAAUUUACCGCAUCAUAGUAACGCAUUGUCAAAUGAUUCAAAUUCAAGAGUUAGAAAUAAUAAUUCAAUAGGAGCUGUAUCGACUAAUGAGGUAUUUUUGAACAAUCAUUUGAAUACCAAACAAAAUUUCAAUAACAAUAAUAAGAAAUUCAACAUGAGUUCCAAACCCGACAAAAUAUCGAGUUUCAACUUGAAUUUAACUUAUGAUCAUCAUGGGGAUAAUCUUCAGAGCAAUGAUUUACAUAAAACUCUGUCAAACUUUGAAUUUGAUAAUGGUAUCAAUGCAAACAAUGGAAAACACGAUGAAAUGAACUUUGACUUUCCAAACAAUAGCGCUAAUAAUAUUUUCCAAAAUGACUCCCUAGUGAAAGAUUUGGAAAAUCAAGCUAAAAUGUUUCAUCAGCAAGUACAGCAGCAGCAGCAGCAACAACAACGCCUUCAACAAUUACACACUCACCAGCAACGUCAUAACCAACAACAGCAGAGUAACAACAAUCAGUUCAAUGAUAAUUCAACUACAGGAGGUGGCAAUCAUAAUAGCAUUCCAAUUAACAAUACAAACAGUCAUCUACUGAACGAUUUAAUAAAUAAUGGUAAUGGUGGUAGUGUAAUAAGCUCGCCAAGUUUAAAAAACCACGAUAGUCUUAAUAUUGAUCUCGAUCAUGAUACCCAAUUUCAAAUGGAUGUUGAUGAUGAUAUCUCUAUGAGUAUCGAUAGUAAUACCCCGGGCAUCCAUCAAUCUAUCAAUGCUAAUAUCAAUAGCACCUCUAAUACUGUCAAUUCCAACUCGCACCAUGAUGUUUGCAUUGCUGAUCCUGCUAGGCGAUUAUAUGCGAUCGAACAACGUGAAGAACGUCCUUUCCAAUGUCCCGUUAUAGGGUGUGAUAAGACUUACAAGAAUCAAAACGGUCUUAAAUAUCAUCGUCUACACGGUCAUCAAAACCAAAAAUUGCGUGAGAAUCCAGAUGGCACCUUCUCUGUGAUCAAUCCCGAUUCAAAUUCCCCAUAUCCUCACGGAAUGGCAUUUGAGAAAGAUAAACCGUACAGGUGUGAAGUGUGUGGCAAGCGAUACAAGAACUUGAAUGGUUUGAAAUAUCAUAGAGCACAUACCACACACUAG